Aspergillus fijiensis CBS 313.89 is the source of this 635-nucleotide messenger RNA. RefSeq lists its product as uncharacterized. The transcript has a single exon. NCBI's taxonomy places the organism in Eukaryota, Fungi, Ascomycota, Eurotiomycetes, Eurotiales, Aspergillaceae. Bases 201 to 509 code for a protein of 102 amino acids. The record is from RefSeq and is a predicted model, not a curated record.
AUCAUAGACAGAGCACCAAUACCACUUCAGGGUGAAGUCAUCAACAGUCAAACAACAGCAGCAGCAGCAAACACCUCUUUUGCUCAGUACUAUCAUACGAACCCCCUACACGGUAGACAAAUGUGACCUGUCGCACCAACCGCGUCAUCACAAACCCCAUACACUUGGCUUGAAUACCUCACAGAGAACCUUCAGUAUGUAUGACUAGGACUGCUACUAUAAUUAUACCUCUCCACCACUAUCACACAGUCACCAAAUCACGCAGUCCCGAAGCUCCAUUACGCAGGAACAGACACCGACCAGCGGAACAACGCCUCACCUUUCCCCCUUCCCCCUUCAUCGAACCACUUUAUUCCCCGAGCUCAGAGGCUACUGCAGGAACGCGCUGGGUGAGGGAUCAUCAGGGGAGGUGGUGGCCAGUUGCCACCGCAUGGAGUACGCGCGUCGAGUUGCGAUCACUGCCCGGAUGGAUUGGUGAGGAAUGGGCUUUACCCCUGCAGGAUGCAUGAGAUUGAUCUUAUAGAUCGGAACAAGCUGCGAGUAAGCUUCGUAGAGUCGCUGUGAGGGUCGAUUAUGAUGGUUGAUUGUUUUGGUGAUUGCUUGUGUCUUGGUGGGGGUGGAUUGUGUGUAUUGGG